AUGUUCAUCAACAAACCCAUCAGUAUCUUCGUGGCUCCUUACAAAUUCGACUCGACUUGUCAUCAGUGCUUCAGAACAGAGCAGAAUUCGCUCCAUGGCUCCUGGAAAUAUAUUGCAAUCGGACCUCCCGGCUCUAAACUGAAGGACUGCUCCAAUUGCCGACGGGUCAAAUACUGCUCCGACUCAUGCGAAAAGCAAGCCUGGACCGAGCACCACAGAUACGAGUGUUCGGUCUACAAGAGCAGUAGCCUGGAAGAACUAAGCAACGAGAACGCUUUCACCGACCGUCGUGCUGCUCUGCGAAUCCUUCUGCAGCGAAAGAAUGGCGUGCUCUCCGGACAAGCUUGGAAGCAGAUUCUUGACCUCGAGGCACACGUUGACAAAGUGCUUCUAGAUCUUAUACGAGGUCCUCGCCUUGUCAGAGAUUCGCACGCCCUCCAAAAGCUUGCGGGUAGCGAGGAAAGCAUCUCAACUAUUCAACGUAUAAUGUGUGUUCUCGAAGCAAACAAAUUCUCUCUGAGCUAUCCCGAUAUGGACAUUCUGGGUAAGGUCUUUGAUCCAGAGCCGGCCAUGAUGAAUCACAACUGCGACCCGAAUGGUUUGAUCAGGACCGACGUCUCCAACCAUUUCUCUCCCGACUCAUCACCAAAUCCGAUUGUUGGCAGUAUCUCCGUCCAUGCACGCAAGCCCAUCGCCAAGGGAGAAGAGAUCUGCAACGGCUACGUUCCAGUCGUAUAUCCGACGAGUAUUCGCCAGACGAACCUGCAGUAUGGAGAUCACAAGACCACAGACGAGCAACUCAUGACUAUGGUACACAGUGUGAAGUGUCACAAAAAGACAUAUGCUGCAGCACUGAAGCUCAACCUCGCUGCUUUGGCAAGAGAGGGUAGCUCGAUCGAAGAGUAUCCAAUGGCCCAACUCCGAAGUCAGAUGGUAAUAAUACAAGACCUCCAGCUGCAAAGCAUAACUCUAGUUGAGCCACACCGAACAAUCGAGAUUGAGAAGCUUGUUGUCGAAUAUCUAGUGUUGGUGUACCGUGUUUAUCGGUCCUCGACCAAGGUUCGCGAAGACUACAACAUGUUACGAUGGCGUCUGUUCUGCUGGGUCUCAAUUCUGUACUCGGACACGACGAUCGCACAGAAGAUUCCGGAGGAGCAGCUACAGAACCUCUACACUUUUGUUCUGGACGAACUUGCGCAAGAUCUUCUGUCGCCUGAGCAGACUCAGUUCAUGCCGUGGGCUAAGCCGCUUGCGAAGGCAGGAAAGAACAAAGACAAGCGCAAUCCCGGCAUCAAGACGACUAGCACGACAUCGCAAGGUCUGUUCGAAAUGAUGUGUCUCGAGCAUCUCGAGGAGCGAAAAGCUUUGCCACGGUCGCUGCUUGCAAAGACUCUGGCGGUCGACAGCCCUAUGAGACUUUCACUCGAGAAGUGGAUCGACGUCGUGACUAGCGUUGCACUUGCAAGGGAGAAGUGCUUGCCUACCGAAGGUGUUGUCAGUGGUGGUCCUCCAUACGACUUGGAUCCGGUCGUUGCUCACGAGUUUCGGAAGCUCAGCUGUUUGUCGAUGAUCGAAUGUCUAAAGCAAAUGAACAUCUCGAAGUGA
Molecule: messenger RNA, 1605 nt
Organism: Cyphellophora attinorum
Lineage: Eukaryota; Fungi; Ascomycota; Eurotiomycetes; Chaetothyriales; Cyphellophoraceae
Product: Histone-lysine N-methyltransferase Smyd1
Exons: 3
Coding region: 1-1605 (534 amino acids)
Cellular component (GO): nucleus
Molecular function (GO): protein binding
Source: RefSeq, a predicted model, not a curated record